UCAGCUGAUAGAAAUCGGCAGUUGUCGACAACAAGUCUGAACUGCUCAGUCAUUGUUGUGUCUCUGCGUUUCUGAUUCUUCCCACUGUUACAAUGAAGAUGUUAUUGCUGUGUGUGUUCGCUGCCUUAGCCCUGACCAACGACGCGCUUGUUCGAAUUCCCUUAAAAAAAUUCCGUUCCAUCAGACGUCAGCUGACCGACUCUGGGAAGAGAGCAGAGGAGCUCCUGGCCGACCAUCACUCCCUGAAGUACAACUUUGGCUUCCCCGCCAGUAAUGCACCCACUCCAGAAACCCUGAAGAACUACUUGGACGCCCAGUAUUACGGGGAGAUCGGCCUGGGUACCCCCCCUCAGCCCUUCACUGUCGUCUUCGACACGGGUUCCUCCAACCUGUGGGUGCCCUCGAUUCACUGCUCCCUCUUGGACAUCGCUUGCUUGCUUCAUCACAAAUAUAAUUCUGGCAAGUCCAGCACAUACGUGAAGAACGGCACCGCCUUCGCCAUCCAGUAUGGAACCGGCAGUCUGUCGGGAUACCUCAGUCAGGACACAUGCACAAUCGGAGACUUGGCAAUUGAUAGCCAGCUUUUCGGUGAAGCCAUCAAGCAGCCCGGGGUUGCCUUCAUCGCGGCCAAGUUUGACGGGAUCCUCGGCAUGGCCUACCCCCGCAUCUCUGUGGACGGGGUGGCUCCGGUCUUUGACAACAUCAUGAGCCAGAAGAAGGUGGAGCAGAACGUCUUCUCCUUCUACCUGAACAGGAACCCCGACACAGAACCCGGCGGAGAGCUACUGCUGGGAGGAACCGACCCCAAAUACUACACCGGGGACUUCAACUACGUCAACGUCACCCGCCAGGCCUACUGGCAGAUCAGGGUGGACAAUAUGGCAGUGGGCGACCAGCUGAGUCUGUGUAAGGGGGGCUGCGAGGCCAUCGUGGACUCCGGGACGUCUCUGAUCACCGGCCCCUCUGUGGAGGUCAAGGCCCUGCAGAAGGCCAUCGGGGCCCUUCCACUCAUCCAGGGAGAGUACAUGGUGAACUGCGACAAGGUCCCAUCGCUGCCCGUCAUCAGCUUCACAGUGGGGGGCCAGGUCUACACACUCACCGGAGAGCAGUACAUCCUUAAGGUAACUCAGGCUGGAAAGACGAUGUGUCUGAGCGGCUUCAUGGGUCUGGACAUCCCUGCCCCCGCCGGACCGCUGUGGAUUCUGGGAGAUGUUUUCAUGGGGCAGUACUACACCGUGUUUGAUCGAGACGCCAACAGAGUGGGCUUUGCCAAGGCCAAGUAAACGCAUCCCGUGCUAGAGCAACACGUUUUUUUUAAUUCUGAGUUUUGUGAGACGAAAAUCUGAUCUGCACACUCUUUCCGUUGCUUUGGAUCCAAACCGUGUAUAGCAAUAGAUUUUGCCUAGAGUCUAAAUGCACUGAUCUGAAAUAAUUUGUACGAUUUUCAGUGUGAUACGGAUUGGAGGUUUGAUAUGAUGCGUGUACAUAAUCAGGGAUCAGUUGACUGUAAUGGUAUUUCCCUUUUUAAACAUUAAAGUUAUCUAAUUCUUUUUUUUAAAUCAGGGAUUUGUUUUUCAAAGAGAACAAUUUUUAAUUUGCAUUUAAGGAGGAACUUGUUCCUCUACUACUGACUUUGAGCUGUACUUGAUGUGAUUUGGUCUGAAUAAACAUUUUUUAAAAGAA
Messenger RNA from Notothenia coriiceps (black rockcod), 1683 nucleotides. RefSeq names its product cathepsin D (gene ctsd). The transcript has 9 exons. Gene Ontology annotation, biological process: proteolysis. Gene Ontology annotation, cellular component: lysosome. Lineage: Eukaryota; Metazoa; Chordata; Actinopteri; Perciformes; Nototheniidae. Gene Ontology annotation, molecular function: aspartic-type endopeptidase activity. The record is from RefSeq and is a predicted model, not a curated record. The coding region runs from base 93 to 1283 and encodes 396 amino acids.